ACUGUACGUCAGUCAGUCAGUAACUCUUAGCUCGACGUGGUCAGAGUACGUUCAGUAUAAAUUAAAGCACACGACCCUCUUUCGAAUAACAUAACAAUGGCUCAAAUUACCGGAAAGUACGAGCACGUCAGCGACUCACCUGAAUUCGCCGAAUACGUUAAGCAGCUCGGUGCACCUGAGCCGAUCGCAACCGGACUGCUCAAGAGCAAACCAACCGUGACCAUCUCAGAAGCCGGUGGCGUUUGGACCAUCAACACCAAAAACGACGGAAAAGAAUCCAACUCGACGUUCAAACUUGGAGAACUAUACGACGAACCAACCACAUCGGGAGUCGUCUUCAAGAGCAUCACAAAACGCGAGGGCGACAAAUUCAUCAUUGAAUCCUCAUUCGAAGGCAAGAAGAGGGUCAGAGUUUACGAAUUCAAUGCCACCGGCUACGUCGUGCACCUGAAGGACGAGAGUUCCGGAGUAUCGGCCACCCGCACUUACAAGAGAGUUUAGAUGUAGAUAUGAUAAAGAUUCCUCAGCGAUCUCCUUGAAUUUCUGGCUUAUACUGGCUGACUCCGUCAGUUUAACUUUCAUCUAAAUCAAUCAAAAAACAAAGAUAUACGUUUUUCUUGUCAGAACAAUCUGAAUAAAUCGAAUUUCUUCCA
Messenger RNA from Athalia rosae (coleseed sawfly), 653 nucleotides. RefSeq names its product fatty acid-binding protein 12-like. Gene Ontology annotation, biological process: fatty acid transport. Bases 97 to 501 code for a protein of 134 amino acids. The transcript is spliced from 3 exons. Lineage: Eukaryota; Metazoa; Arthropoda; Insecta; Hymenoptera; Athaliidae. The record is from RefSeq and is a predicted model, not a curated record. Gene Ontology annotation, molecular function: fatty acid binding. Gene Ontology annotation, cellular component: nucleus; cytosol.